Molecule: messenger RNA, 3324 nt
Organism: Komagataella phaffii GS115
Lineage: Eukaryota; Fungi; Ascomycota; Pichiomycetes; Pichiales; Pichiaceae
Exons: 1
Coding region: 1-3324 (1107 amino acids)
Biological process (GO): protein import into nucleus
Cellular component (GO): nucleus; cytoplasm
Molecular function (GO): small GTPase binding; nuclear import signal receptor activity
Source: RefSeq, a predicted model, not a curated record
AUGGAUCAUCAGUUUCUUAGUACAUUGCAGGAGACACUGCAGAAAACUACUAUUCCAGAUUCUGCAGUCAUUAAAGCGGCUACUAAAAGAUUGCAGACCGAAUUUUAUACCAACCCGCUAGCUCUACCAGCUUUGAUCCACACUUUACAAAAUCAUAAUGAUAAGCAAAUAAGACAGCUAGCCGCUGUAGAAGGCCGCAAGUUGGUACAUAUUCAAUGGGGUAAAGUUGAAGAGUCUCUGAAACAACAGGUUCGUGACUCAAUAGUUGCAAGCACUUUCCACGAGAAAGAUAAAAACAUUAGGCAUUCGUCGGCUCGAGUCAUUGCAUCUAUUGCUUCGUUUGAUUUUGCUGAAAACAAGUGGACUGACCUACUUGCUAAACUGGUUUCAGUAGCUAAUAGCAGUGACGAAUCUCAAAAGGUUAUUGCACUAUUUAUCUUGUAUUGUAUCCUGGAGUUAAAUAUUCCCGAGCUAGCCCCAAGUACAAAAGACUUCUUAAAUUUGUUCCAAGACAAUAUUGGUCCUCACAAUUCAGUUGAAGUUAGGGUUAUCUCACUGCUAGCUCUUGACUGUAUUGGUCUUUACUUGGACGAAUCUGACAGCAUUGAUGCCCAGGCAGCCGCUCAAUUCAAAUCGGUAUUUCCAGCUAUGGUUGAAGUCCUGAAAUCUGUGUUAGAAAUUAAUGACAUAGAAAACGCCAAAAAGGUUUUUGAUGUGAUUAAUGAUUUCAUACUUUUGGACGAUUCCCUUUUUGGAGAUAAUGUCUACUAUGCAAUCGAUAUGGCUAGAGAGAUUGCCUCCAACAUCCAUAUUGACGAGGAAGUUAGAGUUUAUGCUCUGUCUACUCUUAGCUCUGUAUUGUCACACAGGAAGUCCAAAGUGUCUUCAAAGAAGCUUGGUACAGAUCUCACCAUUAUGUGCUUGCAAAUUGCGUCCGAAGAAAUAGAUGAAGAAGAGGAACUUGACAACGAAGAUCUCGAAAAUGAGAAUGAAGAGAGCAGCCCGAAUACUGUAGCUCUUAGCCUGAUCUCCAUGUUAUCCCAAGAGAUGCCUCCGAGCCAAAUUAUUGCUCCAUUGUUGGAAGCUCUGUCACAAGGCCUUGCAUCUCCUAACAAGUUUGAAAGAAGAGGUGUUAUCCUAUCAUUGGGAAUUGCUAGUCCCGGUGCUCCAGACUAUAUCUUAACACAUUUAACUAAAAUACUAGAAGGAAUUGUCUCUUCAUUGCAGGACCCGGAGUUGAUUGUUCAGGCUGCUGCAUUAAAGGUUUUAGACUCGUUAACUUCAGAGCUUCAUGAGCACGUAGCUGAGCACUAUGAGAAACUGCUUCCACUUAUCAUAUCCAUUAUUGACUCAGCCACAAAACUUUCCGUUUACAAAUAUGCUACCGGUGCUUUGGACAGACUGAUAGAAUACAUGGAACAUGACGCCAUUGCGAAGUAUUUAGACCCUUUGAUGAAUAAACUAUUCCACAUGCUUGAUUCUGCUACUACAAUUUCAUUGAAAUCCGCAAUUGUUUCAGCUAUUGGUUCUGCUGCUUUUGCCUCAGGAAAGAGUUUCAUACCCUACUUUGACAGCUCAAUUCGUUACUUGGAAAAGUACUUAUCUCAAAAUGUCAAAGUCGAGGAGAUGUCUGCUCAAGAAAUUGAACUAAAAGCAUUAACGUUUGAAAACAUUUCAACAAUGGCCAGGGCUGUAGGGUCAGAACCUUUUUCAAAGUAUGCGAAGCCACUUAUUGAUGCUUCAUACCAGUCACUUAGCACACAAAGCGAGCGUUUGAGAGAGUCUGGAUUCGCAUUUAUUUCUAAUAUGGCAAAAGUAUAUGGUGCUGAGUUUUCCGGGUUUCUAGAUACUAUAGUUCCUGAGAUAUUCAAGUCGUUGCAGCAGGAAGAGUUUCAGUUCAAUAUUGAAGAGGAUGAUGAGGGACUAAUAGACGAUGAUAUUGAUUUGGAGAGCAAGUUUAAUAUUCACAGUGGUAUCACCAUUGAAAAAGAGAUUGCAGCUAUUGCACUCGCACAAUUGGCCGAGGGAACCAAGAAGAACUUUGCCCCUUACGUUAAACCAUCGUUAGAGAUUCUCGUCGAGCAGAUUGAAGCCAGUUAUGGAAUGAGAGAAACUGCUGUAAGUAGUUUAUGGAGAAUUGUCAUUGCAAUGUAUCAAACCAGCGACCAUAUGGAGUAUCAGAUAGGUGUUCCAGCUUCUUCCUAUGUUUCUGAAGAAGUUCUUUCAAUCAUCAAGACCGCUCGAGAUGCUUCAAUUACUCAAUUGGUUACCGAAUUUGAGCUGAAUAUGGUGAUCUCCAUACUUGAUUGUUUUAGCGAAGCUUUGGAAAAAGCAGGCCCAGUAGUGAUCAUUGAUAAUGGUAAUUCCUCAGACUUGGAGAAGCUAUGCAUAGAGCUAAUGAAACUUCUGAAGUCAGAGCACAACUGUCAAUUAGAUGGUCUCGAAGAGACGGCUGAAGAGGAAGUAGAUGGGUCCGAGUCUGAAAAUCUUAUAUUUGAUUCUGCUUUGGAGGUCUUAGUGAGCUUGUCUAAAACUUUAGGUGCAGAUUUUUUGAAGAUACUCUCCUCCUUCAAAGAUACCAUUAUACAGAACUGUUCGUCCCAGUCCCGAUUCCGAAGGAUCAGUGCCAUAGGUGCUUUGGCUGAUAUCUCUUCCAAUUUGAAGGCAGCUAACCCUUACACGGAGGAGUUUUUAAACACUUUUACUGAAAAACUUCAAAACGACAAGUCCUUAGAAGUUCGUGGGAAUGCAGCUUAUGGUAUUGGUUCCGUCAUCGAGAGUUCUGCAUUAGAUCUUUCGGACGCCUACCCCCAUUUGCUUUCUCUGUUGAACCAACUGCUGGACAAGGCCGAUAGAAGGUCUCUGAAAACUGAGGAAGGUGACGAUGAAACUAGGGACGUUAUCAGAAGAGCCUUUGCUAACGCUUGCGGCUGUGUAUCUCGUAUGGGUUUGAAAUCACCGGACAAUUUGCCUUUGGAAAAGAUUCUGCCCGUCUUAUUGGAUCAUUUACCUCUUACUACUGCGUUUGAGGAAAACGUCCCAAUUUUUAACUUUAUCAUGUUCUUGUUUCAACAAAAUAAUCAGCUAGUACUUCGACAAAUACCAAAAAUUGUUGAAGUGUUUGAAUUUGCUUUUGUCAAGGAGGUUGAGCGAACCAAGCUUAUAGAAGAGGCGACACUUGGUAGAAAUGAGGACAUUGAUAGAUCCAAACAGUUUCAUCAAGAAGGGUUGAAAGAAAAUGUCAUCGGAUUCUUAAAACAAUUGGAAUCUUCCUAUCCCAGCUCUGUGUCCUCAAGCGACGUUUUGAAGAAUGUGAUUUCUUGA